CAGACUGAAAUCAGACCGUGUGGCAUUGGGCUGCUGUGUAUUCUCAUCCUAGGGCCGCUCAUCAUCCGGGUUCGAUUUGCCCUAGAAACAAAUGCAGCUCUGGACCGAUGACUUUAUUCUUCAUUCGUUUGGUUUGACGUACCGAACUUACGUAGGAAGGAAUAUUAAGGGAUGACCGGCUAUAUUCUCAGAAGUGCCUACGGUCUAUCGUGCUCAUGGCGAAUCAGCAAACUGUCAUCUUCCAUCCUAUCCGUGAUGUUUUGACAUAUCGAUGUGUCGUUUGAAUGUGCAACAGGCUCCCGCCAUAUAUUCAUGCGUUUUAUGGAGACGAUGGGGGAUCAAAGGGAGGACGUGUCCUAGUGCUCUACAUAUUUUUGCUUGUGGUUACAAUAUAACCAUUUAUUAAUGGUGUUCACUUUGAAUGGUGCUCUUUGACAUAUACACAACUGGACAGCACUUCAGUUUGGGGAGGUCAUUUUUUUUGUAGAGGUUUGUGUCAGAGUAUAAGGGAAUUUAAAAUGGCAACGCAAGUAACGGGGAGGAAAAGAAUUCCCAACCGGGAGAAACUAUCUGCGGAGGAUGAUGCUCUCAGUCAAAUAGCUCGCGAGGCAGAGGCAAGACUGGCAGCUAAACGGGCAGCCCGGGCAGAAGCUCGAGAAAUCCGUAUGAAGGAAUUGGAGAGGCAACAGAAAGAGAUAUAUCAAGCGCAAAAGAAAUACUAUGGGCUGGACAGCAAAUGGGGCCAUAUUGAACAGUGGAUGAUAUCAGAUGAUGAGGAGCGGAUGUCUGUUGGCAGUCGGGGCAGUUUGAGGGGCAACCACACAGAUCUCUGCAGCAGCACCAGCAGUCUGCCUUCAGCCAGACUACAAAAUGGACGGCCCUCUGCGCUUUUUAGUGAACCCCCCCGUUCAAGAAGUCACAGGGGGUCACUGCAUGAAGAGAGUUCAUACUCUGCCACUAGGCGUUUCAGUGGCUCCAGCGCUAGAGGCCCUUCAGACUACAAUGGCUUUCUGGGCUCCAGUUCCAGGGCCUCCUCUAGGGCGAGUUCAGCCCGUGCCAGUCCAGUGGUGGAGGAAAGGUCAGAUUUCCUGGAAAAGGGGUCCAGGACAGCCUCCACCCUCUCUGCUGCAACUCUGGCAUCUCUGGGUGGAGGUUUAUCACGAAGAGGAAGCUGUGAUACCUCAAUUUCAGCGGACACUGAGGCCUCCAUACGGGAAAUGAAGGACUCCCUGGUGGAGGUGGAGGAGAAAUACCGUAAGGCAAUGGUGUCCAAUGCUCAGCUGGACAAUGAGAAGACAAACCUGAUGUAUCAGGUGGACACACUGAGAGACACUCUGAUGGAGCUUGAGGAACUUCUGUGUGAGAAACACAGAGAGUGUGAGGAGAAAACCAAAGACUUCGAGCGAGAGCAUCAUGCCCACAAUGUCUUGAAGUUCCAGUUUGAGGAGAUGAAGGAAACCCUGAAGCAGAGUGAAGAGUUGCGGACGGAAGCCCAACAGUCUCAGGGAAAGCAGACGGACUAUAUUAGAGAGAUCGCUGACCUGCAAGAAACAUUGGAAUGGAAAGAUAAAAAGAUCCGGGCCUUAGAGAGGCAGAAGGAAUAUUCAGACAUUAUCCAUGAUGAACGGGAGGCACUCAGGAACGAGGUUUGCCGGCUUAGGGAUGCUCUAAAGAAACAUGGCAUUAUUCUGGGAUCUGAGGUGACGGCCAAUGGGGAGUUAGCAGACAGGGCGAUUGAUGGGCAUGCUGAUGCGGAAACAGCCUCCCGAUUGAAUCAAGACUCUCACACGCCCACUAUGAGUGGAGACAGCAUGUUAGAGAUCAGAUUGAGGAAGCUGGUGGAAGAGAGAGAGAGUUUGCUCGACCAGGUGCGGAAGUAUAAAGCCAUUGCAGAGCAGAAACAAAAGAAUGGGACAGAAGAAACAGGAAGCACAGAUGAAGAUGACCUACAGAAUGGUCUGGACCCUCAUAUUCUAGAUCUGCAGAGAGAUGCUAACAGGCAGAUCAGUGACCUUAAAUUCAAGCUAGUCAAGUCUGAGCAAGAAGUCACAGCACUUGAACAAAACAUCAUUCGGCUGGAGGGUCAGGUGAGCCGCUAUAAGACGUCUGCUGAGGCUGCAGAGAAAGUGGAAGAUGAGCUAAAAGUGGAGAAACGCAAGUUGCAGAGAGAGCUGAGGUCUGCACUUGAUCGUAGCGAUGAGCUGGAAGCAAGCAACAGCCACCUUACGAAGAGACUAGAGAAGAUGAAGGCCAAUCGGAGUGCUCUUCUGGCACAGCAGUGACGCCCACCUGUGCCCACUCAUCACCCACUGGCACCAAUGAUCUGCCACCCAUAAUACACUAAAACUUCUAUAAAAAUCAUACCAAAUUAGCCCAAUCAUGCUAAUUCAGACUUAAAAAAGUAAAUAUGGCUGACAACCUCCAUUUGUUUGCUAGUGGGAUUCCAAGCGGAAGACAUAUCAAAAACUAAUUCUUACUGAGGCUCAUUAAAGUGACCUUUGGUUUGGAUUAGCAGAAUUCAGGCCCUCAAGGAGCUCUCAAAAAGUUUCUGACUGGUUACUGAUCUCUGUGUCAACAGACCAUCUCAGCAAAGGCCGAGCACAGCUAUUGCAGCAUGUUCCUUUAUGGUAGCAUGUUGGUUUAGUAAACCAGUCGUGAGGGACAUGACUUAUAAGCAGACCAUGCACUUUAUCCCUGCAUCAGUAUUCAAAUUUUGUUACACGCAAGCUGUAACAUAUCUGUACACAGAACCGUUUUGCAAAAUUAGGUAAUUGAAUUUGUGUAGUCUAGAGAUUAUAUGUGACCCUGGUGCACAAAACCAGUCUUAAGUCGCUGGGUUAUAUUUGUAGCAAUAGC
Messenger RNA from Sinocyclocheilus grahami, 2856 nucleotides. Its product is annotated as leucine-rich repeat flightless-interacting protein 2-like. NCBI's taxonomy places the organism in Eukaryota, Metazoa, Chordata, Actinopteri, Cypriniformes, Cyprinidae. Gene Ontology annotation, biological process: regulation of transcription by RNA polymerase II. Bases 519 to 2282 code for a protein of 587 amino acids. Gene Ontology annotation, molecular function: RNA polymerase II cis-regulatory region sequence-specific DNA binding; DNA-binding transcription factor activity, RNA polymerase II-specific. The record is from RefSeq and is a predicted model, not a curated record. The transcript is spliced from 21 exons.